AGGCCCAGAUGGUGACCACGGACUUCCCGAAUAUCUUUCCCAUGGGCGACCGGCUGUACAUUGGCCUGGCCGGGCUCACCACCAACGUCCAGACAGUCGCCCAGCGCCUCAAGUUUCAGCUGAACCUGUGUGAGCUGAAGGAAGGUCGACAGAUCAAGCUUUACACCAUCAUAAGCAUGGUGGCCAACCUCCUGUAUGAGAAACGGUUCAGGCCCUACUACACUGAGCCAGUCAUUGCUGGCUUGGACCCAAAGACCUUUAAGCCAUUCAGCUGCUCUCUAGACCUCAUUGGCUGCCCCAUGGUGACUGAUGACUUUGUGGUCAGUGGCACCUGCACCGAACUAAUGUACGGCAUGUGUGAGUCCCUCUGGGAGCCCAACAUGGAUCCACAACACCUAUUUGAAACCAUCUCACAAGCCAUGCUGAAUGCUGUGGACAGGGACCAUGUCGGGCAUGGGAAUCAUUGUCCAUAUCAUUGAGAAGGACAAAAUCACCACCAGGACGCUGAAGGCCUGAAUGGACUAACUCUGUUCCCAGAG
Molecule: messenger RNA, 539 nt
Organism: Camelus dromedarius (Arabian camel)
Lineage: Eukaryota; Metazoa; Chordata; Mammalia; Artiodactyla; Camelidae
Product: proteasome subunit beta type-3-like
Exons: 1
Coding region: 9-479 (156 amino acids)
Cellular component (GO): proteasome core complex
Source: RefSeq, a predicted model, not a curated record